Messenger RNA from Heterobilharzia americana, 939 nucleotides. Lineage: Eukaryota; Metazoa; Platyhelminthes; Trematoda; Strigeidida; Schistosomatidae. The record is from the annotation of a GenBank genome assembly.
AUGAAUCGUUAUACGCUCAUAAAACAACUGGGAGAUGGAACUUACGGUUCUGUGCUACUUGCUACGUCUUUGGAAACGAAGGAAAAAGUAGCUAUCAAAAAAAUGAAAAGAAAGUUUUACUCUUGGAACGAGUGUCUCAAUUUGCGCGAAGUCAAGUCUUUAAGUAAACUGUCUCACCCAAGUAUUGUGCGACUUAGGGAAGUAGUGCGUGAAAAUGACCAUCUUUAUUUAAUAUUCGAGGCACUUGAGGGGAACAUUUAUGAGCUUAUGAAGACAAGGACAAAGCUUUUUCAGGAAGAGACCAUUCGAAAUAUAAUUUGGCAAGUCCUAGAUGGUCUACAUUUCAUGCAUAAACAAGGGUUUUUUCACCGGGACAUGAAGCCUGAAAAUCUGUUAUGCAACGGCCCAGAAACUGUAAAACUAGCUGAUUUUGGACUCGCUCGUGAAAUCCGUUCACAGCCUCCAUAUACUGACUAUGUAUCUACCAGGUGGUAUCGGGCUCCCGAGGUGCUUUUAAGGUCAACAAGCUAUAAUUCACCAGUUGAUUUAUUUGCCGUGGGCUGUAUAAUGGCAGAACUGUACACAUUUCGUCCAUUGUUCCCUGGAAGUUCGGAAAUUGAUAUGGUUUUCAAGAUUUGUUCUGUUUUGGGUACACCUUCUAAGACCGAUUGGCCUGAGGGACAUCAACUAGCGGCUGCCAUGAAUUUCAAAUUCCCACAAUGUUCUCCGGUACCGUUACACACUCUAAUUCCAAAUGCUAAUCAUGAAGGUAUUCAACUUAUUCUGGACCUUAUUUCUUGGAACCCCAAACACCGACCGACGGCACGUGAAGCUUUAAAAAGACCAUAUUUCAAACCUAUACAAGCUUUUAAGAGCAUCAUUUCUCCUGCUAUUGAAGGUGAUAAAUCACAGCGUACUACUGCUCAAAAAUUUAGAUAA